AUGGGGGGUCACCUACUCAUUAAGCCUAAGCUCUCCCCCUUCACUAUGGAUAUUUUGAACCAUCCAAUGACGAGAAUCAAGAUGCCAACCUCCAAGUAUGAUGGCACUUCGGAUCCAGAUGACCACGUGGCUGCUUACGAAGGUCACAUGUUCCUUUACACUGAUGUAGACGCCAUAUGGUGCAAGGUCUUCCCGUCCACAUUGACAGGCAUAGCCCAGACUUGGUUCAAAAGUUUAAAGCCAGGUAGCAUCUCUAGCUUCUCCCAGUUGUCGUCCACAUUCAGUACUCACUUUGUCAGUAAUAGGCGCCGCGAGCGUACUACGGGAGAAUUAUUGUCUGUCAAACAGGGGGCAAAUGAAAGUUUAAGGGACUAUAUCGGUCGCUUUAAUGUUGAAGCCGUUUCAAUUCCACGCUUACAGCAAGAUGUAGCGAGGGAAGAGUUUGACAAAGCUGUGGGAAACCGUGAAUCUGAGAAGAAAGAGGACAAGCAAAAGAAAGAUAAGGGCCGUGAAUCUGAUCGCGCCCGAGACGAUAGACGACAAGAGUCGCAUAUGGUAAAAAGAGGAGAUGAACGAGAAAGGGAUGGCGAAAGAUAUGACCGCGAUCGUAGGGAUCGUGAGAGGAAUGUUCGGGAAGGAGGUGAGCGCAGAACUAGAUUUGACGCGUACACCCAGCUGACUACCUCAAGAAGUCAGAUCUUUUUGAAGAACAAGGAUAGCGACAAAUGGCAGCGUCCUAAACCUAUGUUCCACAAAAAUCGUGAUAAAAGCAAAUGGUGUGAUUUCCAUGGGGAUCACGGCCAUGUCACGGAAGAUUGUCGUCACUUGAAAGACAUCUAG
Beta vulgaris subsp. vulgaris (sugar beet) is the source of this 840-nucleotide messenger RNA. RefSeq lists its product as uncharacterized. The record is from RefSeq and is a predicted model, not a curated record. The coding region runs from base 1 to 840 and encodes 279 amino acids. Lineage: Eukaryota; Viridiplantae; Streptophyta; Magnoliopsida; Caryophyllales; Amaranthaceae. The transcript is spliced from 2 exons.